Messenger RNA from Didymella exigua CBS 183.55, 375 nucleotides. RefSeq lists its product as uncharacterized. Lineage: Eukaryota; Fungi; Ascomycota; Dothideomycetes; Pleosporales; Didymellaceae. The record is from RefSeq and is a predicted model, not a curated record. The coding region runs from base 1 to 375 and encodes 124 amino acids. The transcript has 3 exons.
AUGCUAGACAACUUAAGGAUCCUACAAGUAAAUCUAAACAAGAGCGCACAAGCAAUAGAGAGCGCCUUGCAACUUGUAGUAGAACUAGUAAUUGUAAAGAAACCUAAGCUUAUUCCUGCUAGACAAUCUUCUUUAGAUUACUUAGACACACACUCUAUAAAUUACCCCUCCUUUACACAAAUCCUUCCUUUGUUACAAGAUUAUAGCAUAAGACCACGUGUUUUAGUCUACUCUGCACGCACUACACAAGCGCAAGUUACUAUAUUAGCAGACACUAACACACAAGGCAACACUACAAUAGAGAGAAAGCUCCUUAGCACCUCUAUCUUGCCCUCCGCCAUCCUGCUUGGCGACUUCAAUAUUAACCACCUAUAG